Messenger RNA from Serpula lacrymans var. lacrymans S7.9, 1223 nucleotides. RefSeq lists its product as uncharacterized. NCBI's taxonomy places the organism in Eukaryota, Fungi, Basidiomycota, Agaricomycetes, Boletales, Serpulaceae. The record is from RefSeq and is a predicted model, not a curated record. Gene Ontology annotation, cellular component: Prp19 complex; precatalytic spliceosome; catalytic step 2 spliceosome. Gene Ontology annotation, biological process: mRNA processing. The transcript has 4 exons. The coding region runs from base 135 to 800 and encodes 221 amino acids.
AUUCAUGUGACUAUCUAUUAACAAGCCUUGUCCAGCACUCAUUCUCCUCUCUUGAAACAGUGGCUGUGGAGUAACUUGGUGUUUAUCAAGUUACGGUCGUCUCUGAACGAGUUUUCCUCAUUUAUAACACAUCAAUGACCUUGGAAGGAUGGGAUCGAAUAUCGAUAUGCGACUCGCUACCGUAUUAUGACACCGAGUGCGAAAAAAUUCCUUAUCUCACCCAGAAGGUAGACCUGGAACUGGCUAGCGAGUUUACGCGUUUAGAUGGUCUGCACUCAGGUGUUCCCCCUGCUGAUCUCUUCCCACGUAAUGCCACUUUGCUUGCUGAGCUUACUCGCAUUGAAACAUAUAAUGCAAUGCCGCCGCCGCUAGAUUUAGAAGAAACAUUCGCCCAACUGAAUGAACCGUUACGUACCUCACCAACCUCUGCCACGGAUCAGACAUGGCAGGAAGUCAUACUCAGUGCUCGUGUGUACUUGGAACAUCAGCGUAUGCGUCAACUCAAUUUGGCUCUUGUACAGACAUAUGGGUCUAACUCUUGGUUAACGCAAAACUAUCCCCUCCAGCGCAUGGCCGAGCAAGCAGAGAAAGAUCUAAAGAGUAUCAUUUAUCUCACAUCACGGGUCAAUCAAGAGCGGAUACACUUUCAGACUAGGAUUGGGGAGCAGCUCGCUACACUAGAAGCACGAUGGACGGACCUUGUGUCAAAAGUUCUUCAAGUUCAAAUGUCUAAUGUCUCACUCGAAAUUGAAAUCCAGGAGUUGAAGCAGACCGAAUUCCAAAUUAGACAUCGUCAAUGAUUCUAAAUGCAUGGGUAUCAGCUUGGUUGCACUGGCGGAUCAGUUGCGCGUGCAAAAAAUCGGGCGGAAAGAGUAAAAGAGCGGAAAUUGUGAGAAAAGUGAAAAAUGUAUCUGGUAGUAAAAUCACCUCAACCUCGCAACUCGCGAUAUCAUAGCAUGCAAGGUUGCCAUUUGGGGAUAUAUGACAAGCUAAUGAGCUCACACUUGAGAGUCCCAGUGUUGGGCGAGCCGUACCAUCUGCCAUUUAGAGAGCCUUGGGCACCACCAUGGUACUCCCAGGAACCAUGUCGUAUAUGACACUAGAGACGGCACUGAAGGCACUAUAAAUGAGUAAGCACAUAUGUGUCAGUAUGAUAGAGGCCUUGCGUCGAGCAUGUGUGUUGUAACUUGUAUCCUAAUUGCCUGACAAGUAAAACAUGGUUU